Molecule: messenger RNA, 807 nt
Organism: Candidozyma duobushaemuli
Lineage: Eukaryota; Fungi; Ascomycota; Pichiomycetes; Serinales; Metschnikowiaceae
Exons: 1
Coding region: 1-807 (268 amino acids)
Source: RefSeq, a predicted model, not a curated record
AUGAAGCUUCUCGGAAUUCUCACCAUCACCACCGCAGUCAACGCUGCUAUCUCGUUCAACUUGAAGUCCAAGAAGGACGGCUCUGACUUCGACAACAAGAAUGUCAUGAACCGUGGAAGACUCACCCUUGGCGACGAUGCGGGCAUUGAUUUUGUUCUCAAUGACGACGGUUCCCUCGUGGACGGCCCUUCAAAGAAGUAUAUCAACUUCAAGUCUGAUCUCGCCGAGCUUGGCGACGAUCACCUCAAGGGUUUCUCUGUCAAAGACAACAAGUUGCGUUAUGACGACAAGAACGAGUGGUACGGCUGCCCCAAGGACGAUUCUGCUUUAGGAUUCAAGACUGGCUGCGACGACAAGCAGGAAAUCGAUCUUGAGUUGGAAAACGUCAAGGAAUGCGACAAUAACUACCCUGACGAACGAGACUUGUUCUUCUUGAGAGCCUGGAGCACAAAAAGCGACAAGUUCCAAAACACCCCAAUUAUGAAGGUUGACGAGCAUCCCCAUGUGUUUUCCGUGGGAGGCGACAAAGGCAAGGACUUGAACUUGUACUUCUUCGAUGACAAAGGAUCCUUGGCUGACCAAGACAACAGAGGAGUCAACCAUGAUUCAAAGACAGGUGAAGUAGGCAAUGUUGCACCAUUUGGCCGCUCUGGCGCAACUCCAGGUUUCUCUAUUGACGGAGACCAUUUGGUCUUUGAGGGAAAUGACAACUGGAGGGCUUGUCCAAGUGGAGACGACGAAUACUCAUUGGCCGACAAUGAUUGCACUGGUGGCACUCCUAUCGUUUUGCAAGUUGUCUUUUUUUAA